AUGGCUGUCGAUCCUGUAAAAAAAAUGCUCCUUGAAGACUCGGACUCUAAUAAUGAGUUGGAACUACUUACUACAAUUGUUUGGGCAUGUAAACAUUUCAAUAGAGAGGGAGGAUCCAUUUUACGUCGUGGUUCUGUUCUAGGACGUACCUUCAUUUAUCGUGAUUCACUGCAAGGCCACCAAAGGCUUUUUCUAUAUUAUUUUGCUGAUUCACCAGUAUAUCCUCCAAAAGUAUUUAGAAGAAGGUUUCGGAUUCAUCGUCCUCUUUUUCUUCAUAUUCUCUCUGCGGUAGAAGAUUAUGAUACAUACUUUAUCCAAACAAGAUAUUGUGCUGGAACUCAAGGUUUAUCUUGUCUUCAAGAGAUGACCACCGCAUUUAGAAUGCUCGCUUAUGGAGUACCAGCUGACUAUGUGGAUGAGUACGUGCGGAUUGGAGAAGCCACCGCAAUUGAAUCUCUAGAAAGAUUUGUUAGAGCGGUGGUUUCAAUUUAUUCCAACAAUUAUUUAAGGUCUCCAAAUGUCGAUGAUGUUGCUAGAUUGUUAGAAGUUGGCGAAAGACGUGGUUUUCCAGGAAAAGGGCCUGCUCCUCCAACUAAUUACUCAAUCAAUGGUCAUAACUACACAAUAGGAUACUAUCUUGCUGAUAGUAUAUGUCCGCAGCGGUCGACAUUUGUAAAGACAACUUCUUGUCCCCAAGGGAAAAAGGCCAAACAAUUUGCUGCUGCUCAAGAGUCAAUAAGAAAGGACGUGGAACGUGCAUUUGGAGUGCUUCAAGCACGAUUCGCAAUCAUUCGUGGACCUGCACGUGGUUGGAGCCCUGAAACGCUCAAAUACAUAAUGAAAGCGUGCAUAAUAAUGCAUAACAUGAUCAUUGAAAACGAGCGAAAUACUGAUGAUGCUUUUGACUUUGAAUAUGAACAAGCCAAUGAAACUCCUCUUGUACAAGUUUCUCAUGAGCAUACCCCUGGAUUUGUUGAGUUCAUUCAAAGGCAUUUGAGCAUUAGAGACCAUCAAAUUCAUUCUUAG
Messenger RNA from Corylus avellana, 1026 nucleotides. Lineage: Eukaryota; Viridiplantae; Streptophyta; Magnoliopsida; Fagales; Betulaceae. The record is from RefSeq and is a predicted model, not a curated record.